Durotheca rogersii is the source of this 1397-nucleotide messenger RNA. RefSeq lists its product as uncharacterized. NCBI's taxonomy places the organism in Eukaryota, Fungi, Ascomycota, Sordariomycetes, Xylariales, Xylariaceae. The record is from RefSeq and is a predicted model, not a curated record. Bases 150 to 1307 code for a protein of 385 amino acids. The transcript is spliced from 2 exons.
CUCUGCAUCGUGAUCAUGCACUCGGGCGGCAAGAGGCGGAGAGGGAGGGAGAGGGAGAAAGGCCGGUCAAAUAUCGGGCUCCAGGCACCGCAAGAAAUGCAGCGCACCCAGCGCUGUUUUUUUUCCGCAUCAAGGAAACUUCUACGAACAUGGGAGAGAAACAUCUCAAAGCUCCGGCCGACCCUACACUGGUCAAUCGCAGUAGUAUUAAACCCCUCGCAUCUGCUGAAUCUAUAAUAUUGGCAGACAACGACUCGUCAUCGACAUCCGGUGUAGGAUGGGCCCACCAGCAGGCCAGCAACCGCAGCCAUCGACCCUCUCAACAAAAGGGCUACCGCACCUCUCCCAAGAGUAAAAGGAGGCUAAGUGCGCCGCCUCCCUGUCGCGCCCCUCCGAGUCCAGACGAAGAUGCCCGGUCACGAGACUCGUCGCCGGGGGCGGCGCCCAAAAGCGGCAGCAGCCAGCUCCAGAGGCUCAGCAAGCAGCUCACGAAGGUAGGUAGGAGACAGGAACAGAUACUGUCGAUUCUCCUGCUCGCGGAGUCACGCCCCGACAAGGCGCCCGAAGUCUGUAGCGCGCCGCCGCCGCCGCCUCUCAGCGCGCUCGACGAGGUGGCCCUGCAGCGCUACCACCAGAUGACGCUGGACCCGGACCCGGUGCGGCUGUGCGACAUGUUCCUGGCGCGGUUUGGCCUGCCGCAGGUGCUGUCCGGGUCGUAUGACGCAAUCGAGCUGCUGCACAUGCACGGGUGGGAGCCCGAGGACUACGGCGACGUCGAGCUGGCGGUGCGAGGGGUGGUCGGCGGCGGGGGUGACGAGGAAGACGGCGCGUUCGCCGCAGCCACCGCGGCCGAGAUGCGAGAGCUGGGGAGAUCGGACGGCGCCGACGCAGACGAGGCCGUGGUGACGACAGUGAAGUGGGCGCCCGUAGACGCCAGGGGUUCAAAGCAGGUAACGCGGCGGGUGGCGCGAGCGGCGGCGCUCACGCGUGGCCACUGGCGGCACCAGGGGCGGUCAGUGCGGGACCCGGGGGAGGCGGCGGGGGCGCCUCCGCCGCGCCUCGAGUCCGACGAGUUCGCCGACUCGGUCCUGUUCCUCCACUGCCCCGGCGGCAGCAAGGCGCUGCUGUACCAGUCCGGGUACGACGCCGCGGGGGGGCACGUCGCGCGCGAACCCUGGCUCGGCGGGAAGCGGUCGCUGCUUCAGCAGUUGCAGGUUCGUGCGUUCUCAUUAAGGAGUUUUCCUUGGGGAGGUAGGAGGAGGAGGAGGAGACAAUGUGGCGAGAGAGGGACCGGCAGGGCUGGCUAAUCCGAGACGCUUUCGUAGCCGUACGAUGAUAGGCUGCGCAUCGAUCCGACCUGUCCGUGGGAUGGGAGGGUGUUCGGACGAGUAUGGAAG